This is a messenger RNA of Olea europaea var. sylvestris, 5495 nucleotides long. RefSeq names its product protein MON2 homolog. The record is from RefSeq and is a predicted model, not a curated record. NCBI's taxonomy places the organism in Eukaryota, Viridiplantae, Streptophyta, Magnoliopsida, Lamiales, Oleaceae. The transcript is spliced from 44 exons. The coding region runs from base 276 to 5180 and encodes 1634 amino acids.
CCCCCUAUAUAUCCAGUUAUCUGUUCGGAAAGGGUGUAUUGAGAAUUUAACUAGCUCAGGCGAACGCCCAGCCCAGCUGAUUUGUCCCUCUUGGAAUAGCACGUGCUCCCGACAACAGAUCUAUCUUCUCUUUUAUCCGCGGACGCACAAACAGCAUUAAGAAUAGUUUGAUUUUCAAGCUUUGGACGUAGAUCAUAUGUGUCUAAAUUACAAAAUUAAGUAGAAAAGAGAGAGAGAGGGAGAUUUUGUGGGUUUAUGUGUGUUGAUUGAGAAAGAUGGCCACAUUCAUGGCGGUGUUAGAGUCAGAUCUGAGGGCUCUCUCAGCGGAAGCUCGCCGUCGUUAUCCCGCCGUCAAAGACGCCGCUGAACACGCAAUCUUGAAGCUUAGAUCAUUAGCAAGCCCAAAUGAAAUUGCGCAGGAUGAGGAUAUAGUGAGAAUAUUUUUGAUGGCGUGUGAGGUCAAGAACGUGAAGUUGAGCGUGAUUGGACUGUCUUGUCUGCAAAAGCUCAUUUCUCACGAUGCUGUUGCUCCUUCAGCUUUGAACGAAAUCCUCUCCACUCUUAAAGAACACGGUGAAAUGGCGGAUGAGAGUGUUCAACUUAAGUCGCUGCAAACUAUACUUGUAAUAUUUCAGUCUCAUCUACGACCCGAUGAUGAGGAGAAUAUGGCUCAUGCUUUUGGUAUCUGUCUCCGGCUUCUUGAAAACAGUCGGUCAUCUGACAGUGUGCGGAAUACUGCUGCAGCAACCUUCAGGCAAGCAGUAGCACUGAUAUUUGAUCAAGUAGUCCAUGCAGAGUCAUUGCCUUCUGGCAAUUUUGGUUCUGGAAGAUACGUUUCUCGAACUAGUUCAUUUACUAGUGACAUGAAUCGCAAUGUGAAUUCCCUAGAGUCUUUAGAGCGAGAAAUUAUCUCUGGAGGUUCUUCAUUACGUAGGGAUACCCUUACCAAGUUUGGAAAGCUCGGGCUUUGCUUGCUUGAGGACUUGACAACUCUUGCUGCUGGUGGAUCUGCUAUCUGGUUGCGUGCUAAUUCCCCUCAACGAGCAUUUGCACUUGACAUACUUGAGUUCAUCUUAUCCAAUUAUGUCUUACUGUUUAGAACCUUGCUCCCUUAUGAACAGGUCCUGCGUCACCAAAUAUGUUCACUUCUCAUGACAUCAUUUCGUAUCAAUUCUGAGCUUGAAGAUGAGGCAGGAGAACCUUAUUUCCAUCGCCUCGUAUUGCGGUCUGUAGCCCAUGUAAUCAGGCUUUACAGUUCAUCACUUACCACCGAAUCUGAGGUAUUUCUGAGCAUGUUAGUGCGGGUUACCACUCUUGAUUUACCACUAUGGCAUCGCAUUCUUGUCCUUGAAAUCUUGAGGGGUUUCUGUAUGGAAGCACGCAUUAUGCGUAUUCUUUUUCAGAAUUUUGACAUGAAUCCCAGCAACACAAAUGUGGUUCAGGGUAUGGUAAAAGCCCUUGCUCGAGUGGUCCUCAGUGUGCAGUACCAAGAAACUGGCGAGGAGUGCCUUGCGGCUGUUGCUGGAAUGUUCAGCAGUAAGGCGAAAGGAAUUGAGUGGAGCUUAGAUAAUGAUGCGUCAAAUACAGCUGUCUUGGUUGCAAGUGAAGCUCAUACAGUAACUUUAGCAAUUGAGGGUCUGUUAGGAGUUGUUUUUACUGUGGCCACUUUGACUGACGAAGCAGUGGAUGAUGGCGAGAUUGAGUCUCCGAGAGGUGAUACUGGUCCACCCACAAUGUGUACUGGGAAGACUGGAAUGCUUUGUGUGGCGAUGGUUGAUUCAAUGUGGUUGAUCAUACUUGAUGCUUUAUCCAUGAUUUUGGCUAAGUCACAAGGGGAGGCUAUUAUAUUGGAGAUAUUAAAGGGUUACCAAGCGUUCACUCAGGCAUGUGGGGUUCUUCGUGCGGUGGAACCUCUAAAUUCCUUUCUUGCAUCGCUUUGCAAAUUCACAAUCAAUAUGCCCAGUGAAGUUGAGAAGAAGAGUGUGAUACUAUCUCCUGGUUCAAAAAGGACUGAUCAAUUAGUGGAGCAGAGAGAAAGCAUUGUCCUUACUCCAAAAAAUGUCCAGGCUUUGAGGACUCUCUUCAACAUAACUCAUAGAUUGCAUAAUGUAUUGGGCCCCUCGUGGGUUUUGGUUUUGGAAACUUUAGCUGCUCUUGACCGGGCAAUUCAUUCUCCACAUGCAACGACACAGGAGGUCUCCGUAGCUGUCCAAAAGCUUACAAGGGAUUCUUCUGGGCAGUACAGUGAUUUUCAUAUUCUCUCUUCGCUUAAUUCUCAGCUUUUCAAGAGCUCAGCACUGAUGCAUGUAUCGGCCGUUCGAUCACUUCUUUCUGCACUACGUCAGUUGUCACAUCAAUGUAUGGCUGCAACUUUAGGUGCUACUGGACAAGCAUCGAAUCGAAAUAUUGGAAGAAUUAGUUUUUCAGUGGAAAGAAUGCUCUCUAUCCUUGUCAAUAAUCUUCAUAGGAUUGAACCAUUAUGGGACGAAGUUGUUGGUCAUUUUCUUGAGCUGGCUGAUAGUUCUAACGAUAAUUUGUGGAAUAUUGGGCUUGAUGCAUUGGAUAAAUCCAUAUGUGCUGUUUUGGGUUCUGACCAGUUUCAGGAAUCUACAUCAUUGAAACUUGGUGAUGCAUCAACUAAUCAAACUGAUAUAUCAGACUUGAGGUCACUGGAAUGUGCUGUCAUCUCGCCAUUGAAAGUUCUUUACUCCUCAUCUGAAAGUAUUGAUCUUCGUGUUGGUUCUCUAAAGAUUCUUCUGCAUGUUUUAGAGAGACAUGGAGAGAAAUUGUGCUAUAGCUGGCCAAAUAUUCUUGAUAUGUUAAGGUCUGUAGCUCAUUCAUCAGAGAAGGAUCUCAUCACACUUGGGUUUCAGAGCCUUCGUGUCAUCAUGAAUGAUGGACUUGCCACCGUUCCUGCUGAAUGCCUCCAUGUAUGUAUUGAUGUUGCUGGAGCAUACAGUGCGCAGAAGACAGAGUUGAAUAUUAGUUUGACAGCUGUAGGCCUUUUGUGGACGUCUACAGAUUUUAUUGUGAAGGGGCUAAUGCAUGGAACUGAAGAUGCAGAAACAGAUGAAAGAAACAGCGAAAAGGGGGAAGAACAGACUCUUGAUUCGGAUAAUGAAGUUAAUAAUCAUACAUCUUUGUUGAAUAUUCUUGAUGGCGACAAAUUGUUGCUUUCCAUUUUUGCGCUGCUUCAAAAGUUGGUAGCUGAUGAGAGACCAGAGGUUAGGAACUCAGCAGUAAGGACACUCUUCCAAACUCUUGGAAUUCAUGGACAGAAGCUUUCGAAGAGCAUGUGGGAGGAUUGUCUUUGGAAUUAUGUCUUCCCUACAUUGGAUUGCGUGUCUCAUAUGGCUGCAACCUCAUCAAAAGAUGAAUGGCAAGGGAAAGAACUUGGAACUCGCAAAGGAAAAGCAGUUCAUAUGCUCAUACAUCAUAGUCGAAAUACUGCUCAGAAGCAAUGGAAUGAGACACUUGUCCUGGUACUGGGUGGAAUAGCCCGGAUUUUACGGUCUUUUUUCCCGUUUCUUAGAAGAUUAAACAACUUCCAGUCCGGAUGGGAGUCUUUGCUUAUAUUUGUCAAGAAUAGCAUUUCAAAUGGUAGUAAAGAGGUGGCGCUGGCAGCAAUAAAUUGCUUACAGUCCACUGUGGUUUCUCAGUCUCCAAGGGGACAUCUCCCAUCAGUGUACCUAAAGUCAGUACUUGAUGUCUACGAGAUCGUCCUUCAAAAAUCUCCGAACAGCAGUGCUGAUGCAACAAGCAAGGUGAAGCAAGAGAUUUUACAUGGUCUUGGAGAAUUAUAUGCGCAAGCACAAGGGAUGUUUGAUGAUGGCAUGUAUAAACAAUUGAUAUUGAUAAUCGAAUCAGCAAUCGCCGAGGCCAAGUUCACCAUUAACAACUUUGAAGCUGAAUAUGGACAUGUUCCACCUGUACAACGCACUAUACUGGAAAUUAUUCCACUGUUACGUCCAGCGGGACAUCUUAGUUCAAUGUGGUCUUUUCUCCUUGGGAUUUUAUUGCAUUAUCUUCCAUCAGCUGAUUCUUUGAUAGAUAACAAUGAAGACGAUUCCAAACAAGUCAGCACGAGUAGUCUAUUAGGCAAUUCAGCUGGUGUUGUCCCUUCAACAUUAGAAAAGAAUGAAGAAGAGUCGAACCAGAGCUCUGAAUUAGUAUCAGCUAAAAUGGCAAACAAUACAACGAAUCUGUUUUCUGAUAAGCUUCUACCCUUGCUAGUUGAUCUCUUUCUGCAAGCUCCUGCUGUGGAAAAAUAUGACAUUGUUCCUGAUAUCAUAGAAGGCCUGGGAAGGUGCAUGACAACAAGAAGAGACAAUCCUGACGGCACACUUUGGAGAGUAGCUGUUGAAGGCUUCAACCGCAUUCUAGUUGGUGAUGUCAGCAUCCUGAACCCAACCUCAAAAACAGAUCUACCAAUUAGCAGACCUUCGAGAAUACGUUUCUGGAAAGAACUGGCUGAUGUUUAUGAAUUAUUUCUAGUGGGGCAUUGUGGCCGUGCACUGCCUUCCAAUGCAAUCUCAGUGACUGCACUUCAGGCUGAUGAGUUUCUUGAGAUGAAAACCUUAGAAAUUCUGGGAGAUAAGAUCCUUGCAUCACAGAUUGAUGCACCUGUUGAUAUUCUACGAAGACUGAUUUCUGCCCUUGACCGAUGUGCAUCACGUACAUCUUCUUUGCCUAUUGAAACAGUUGAACUUAUGCCUUCUCACUGCAGCAGAUUCUCUUUGACUUGCUUGCAGAAGUUAUUUUCCUUGAGCAGCUAUGGAACAAGUGAUGAGAAUUUGACUAUAUCUGAAGUUAGUAAAAUUUCAAUUAUGAUACUGAUGUCCAGAUGUGAAUUCAUCUUGAAAAAGUUUAUGGUAGAUGAGAAGGACUUGGGAGAACAUCCAUUACCUCCAACAAGGGUUGAAGAAGUCAUAUUUGUACUCCAAGAGCUUGCCCGUCUUGUCAUCAAUUUAGACACGGCAUCGGUUCUUCCUUUGCAUCCUUGCUUGAAGGGAGGCCUCUUGGAAGAGAAUCUUGGAACACACGCACAUCUGCUGUUUCUACUUCCAUCCUUCUGUGAACUUGUUAUAUCAAGGGAAGCUAAAGUUAGAGAACUGGUGCUAGUAUUACUUAGACUAAUCACAACGGAGUUGGGUUUGCAGAGACAUGAUUUGGCGAGCUAAUGCAUUGGUUUGUCGAAAACAGGUAUUAGCGGAGGAAAUUUGAAUUUUUUUAUAGAUGAAGAAUUUUGUUUCCUUCUUCCUGUAUUAAAUUUCUACAUGAAUGAGUCCCGGUGUGGAGAUGGUUUCAUUUCGCUGUCUCGAAGCAAAUGUAUACCAAAGAGAAUUAAUUCAUCCUGUAAAAAUGUUGAAAAUUAUCUUUUGAUUAAUUUGUAAAUUGAAAAAUGAAAAUGGUAGCACUUUUGCAUGGUUCUCGAACGUUGUAUGCAAGAGAGAAUUUACUAUUCAGUAUUAAGAAUGACAUGACAUGACAUGACA